AUUUCUUUGUUAUAACAUGUUUGCAAUAAGCGUUUUUGUACAUUUACAUAAAGUGACAUUUUAAACAACUGCAAAAUACCUUAACUUAUUCACAUAUCUGUAAUUUUGAUUAAUCUGUAGGGAGUUUCCUCGGGACAAGGCAAUUAAUUUAACAGCCAUCGAAUGUCACAUUCUCUGCUGAGUGGCUGGCAGUCUCUGAAAUCUCACUGGCUCCUGCAUUGACCAACCAAUUUCUCAAGUUCUUCUCAAUCACAGAGGAGGUGAGCUAAAAUGGAUGGUAAUUCAGGAGACGGUGCUGUGGACAGCCUUGGUGACUCCAUGUUUUCUGGAUCUGUGCAACUACAGGAUGAUGGAGAUGACACUUUACAGUCUGUUGAAAAUGAUGAUGAACCCAGAGAUAACGAACCACUAAGAGAACAGGACAGAUUUCUUCCUAUCGCAAAUGUUGCAAGAAUAAUGAAAAAAUCAAUUCCAAAAUCUGGUAAAAUUGCAAAAGAUGCUAAAGAAUGUGUUCAGGAAUGUGUGUCCGAGUUCAUCAGUUUUAUCACCAGCGAAGCUAGUGAAAGGUGUCACCAAGAAAAGAGGAAAACAAUUAAUGGAGAAGACAUUUUAUUUGCAAUGUCAACUCUUGGAUUCGACAGUUAUGUUGAACCACUUAAACUUUAUCUUCAAAAAUACAGAGAAUCUGCUAAAGGUGACAAGUCUGGCCAGAUAACAGAGGAACCUAGACUAGAAGAUCUUUCAGAAGACAGUUUUAAUGCCCACACAUUACAAAGUAAUAUCUUGGCAACAGAUCAACAGAAUGUGAUAUACACAGCAACAUAUCCUAACCAGAUACCACAACAAAUAACAUUUGGAUGAAGUGGAUACAUUGUUAUAAUUUUACUGUCCUACCCCUUUCUUUGAAUUGUGGGAAGCAGAUUUUUUAUCUGGAGGGAUUAUUGCAAUAUUUGAUUACAGAGAAUGUUUCAUUCAGUAAUUACCCACAUAUGCCUAUUUUUGUAUAGUCAAUAAUCUGAGUGACAAAUUCACUAGUCUUAUUUGUUCCACUAUCCAAUAAGUGUUCAUGGGGACAUAACAUUCUAUUUUGAUAGCCAUUUAACAAUUAAGUGAGACUGUGCUAACAUUGACAGGGGAGACUAGUAUCAGUCCUGUGUACUUGGAUGUCAUUGGAUUAGCUGCUACUAAAGCAUUUUUCAGAGCCAGGAUCAAAUUUGUGACAUUUCUUUGUAAGUCGCAGAUAAUUUGUGAACUAACUAUUUAUGUGUAUGAGUAUUGAUACAAUGUAUACUAAGUUAAAAUAGUCUGUGGGUUUCAGCUGUGAAAUUUUACAACCAGUUUGUGAAUAGAGAAAAAUAAUGUGUACUGAUUAUAACAAAUUCAUUGUAAUUUAUAUUUAAAUCAAAACCCAAACUGUAUACAUGUAGUUGUUAAAUUUUAUGGGGUUAAUAAUUCAGUUAUCCAAUUCAGACCUAGUUCACAGUUAUUUAAUAGAAGCAUGUCCUGUGUUAUAUUUAAUGACUGCAAAUAAAGCGAAAUUAAAAUCCCCCCCUCUCAAAUAUGACCAGUUAAAUUACAGUGUACACAGUAAAUAUUUCAAUCAAAUUUGUAAUGUACCUAUUAUGCAAUCAGAUUUAUAUUGGUAAUUGACACCAACUGAUCUAUUAUAGAUAUGGUAUAUGUGUUCUGAAAUGUCAGAUUCUUAACUCUCAUAAUUCUCAUAAUUCUAUUUGUGUUUAUUUUACUUGUGCUUUCAUUAAUCCAGUAAGUCACCCAUUCUCUCCAAUGUUUUUCCUUUCUGUACUCUCCCUACUACAUUACUCUGAUCUGAUAGAUAGUGAAAUGCCCGUUUUGCGGUGCAACAUAAAGGAUCUGAAUCCUCAAAAUUGUUAAAAUAUUUUUAGCUACUGUUAGUUUAGAUAUACUUGAUGUCAAAGUGUGUUUAAAGAUUUUUAGCUGUGCAUGUGUACCAUUUCUUUAUUUAUUGACUGUAUUGGGCAGUAGUGUGUUGAGAAAACCAGAAACUGAAAACCAUGACAAUUUGACCUGUGACAACUGUAUGAUCUCUCAGGUACAUAUAUAUAUAAAGGCGAUUCACUGGGCCACACCAUAUUAAAGAAUUUUUUUGUACCUUGGUGUAAAAAAAAUUGAAUUAGGAAAUAUUUCCUGUCAUUAUAAUUUUCAAAUUUGAAGAAUUGUAAGUCAGUAAAAAGUGAAAAAUGAAGGAAAUUUAUUGGAAAGGAAACACAUUUUCAAUACAUGUGUAUUUGUUUUAUAUGAAUUGUCAAAGUAUUCUGAAUUUAGAAAAGAAAAAAUAUGGCUUGUACCUUUAUAUGAAAAUCUUAGAUUUACAACUAACAGUGGCCUUACUCUACUAUGAGGAGAACUUUUCACAGCGUUUGGUAUUUGAUGUCCAUACCUUUGUAAUACUUACAUCACCCAUUGUAACUUACACAUUGUAGGUAAGACUGAUAUGUGUCAUCAUUCCUAAGAGGAUAGAAUAUCAUGUUUAUUUUAACACUACAUGAUGAUGUACACCAGAUUGAUAUACUACAUUGUGAUUAGAUGAUUCAUGAUGUUACAACAUCACCAUGUGUGUAUUAGUAUUUCCUCUGGGACAAAUCAUGCUGUGACCAAGACUUCAGUAUUUAUCUUGGAACAAUCUUGUUUGUAUUUCUAGAUGAUAGACGGACAAAUCCCGUAUCUCCCGCUGACAUUGAACACAGCUGUUUGUAAUUUUGUUGUCAGUGUAGUAGAAUAUUGAUGACUGUUUUCCCCAAAAAAUCUGUAAUGGUCUUAUGAAGCCAUUUUUAGGGCAGUACAACAAUAUUGGUGAUACAGAUGUGUCAGUUUGAUGUAUUACCAGUGAAACAAUAGCAUUUUUUUUUAUUGAUUUGUUUUUGUAGAUUUUCUUCUUUUUUUAUAUACUGUAUAUAUAUAUAUUGCUUAAAUUGAGAAGAAAUAAAAGUCCAAAAAUUCUGUAAAAUGUGGUGCUUUUACCCAAUAGAGGGAAAUGUUUAUACAGGUGGAGUGUGAAUGUUGAUGAUUUCAUUAAAACCAUGCUAAUAAAAUAGCAUCACAGUGUA
Molecule: messenger RNA, 3086 nt
Organism: Pecten maximus
Lineage: Eukaryota; Metazoa; Mollusca; Bivalvia; Pectinida; Pectinidae
Product: nuclear transcription factor Y subunit beta-like
Exons: 9
Coding region: 271-861 (196 amino acids)
Biological process (GO): regulation of transcription by RNA polymerase II
Cellular component (GO): CCAAT-binding factor complex; nucleus
Molecular function (GO): protein heterodimerization activity; DNA-binding transcription activator activity, RNA polymerase II-specific; RNA polymerase II cis-regulatory region sequence-specific DNA binding
Source: RefSeq, a predicted model, not a curated record